This is a messenger RNA of Cooperia oncophora, 447 nucleotides long. The record is from the annotation of a GenBank genome assembly. Lineage: Eukaryota; Metazoa; Nematoda; Chromadorea; Rhabditida; Trichostrongylidae.
AUGCAACGAAACUGGUUGUUAUAUCCAGUUAUCGUAUCCUUCAUUGUCUCAGCUAUCACUUAUCCCAAAGGCGCUGGUCAGUUUCUUUCGGGACAGCACAAGUUUUCACAAACGCUACGAAUGUUUCUGGCGAACUGCACGUGGUCGAUGGGUGUUGAGCACAGAAAUGCUUGUCCACCGGAAUUCUUCGAAGAAUGGACGAUUGUUAGUGGCCAAAGCGUCCUCUACACCUUACUAGCGUUCACCGUCACAUUUUUUGUACUGUCGAUGCUGUCGUCAACGCUUCCGAUUCCUGCUGGCAUUUUCAUGCCCGUGUUCGUGAUCGGCGCUUCGUUCGGUCGUCUGAUGGGCGAGUCGAUGGUCAUGCUGUUCCCUGACGGGAUACGAUCGAACCACUCAGUGGACAUCUAUCCAGGGGUGUACGCAGUUGUAGGUAAUUUAUGGUAA